AUGUAUCUUCGAGGGACCCAUGCUGAGUCUUCAAUAAAGGCUCUAUUCGAACUCAUUAAAGCCAAUCCCUUAGGCGUUCUCACGACGGCCAUAAAUUCUUCUUCCCAUCCCUUCAUCCAGUCCAGCCACAUACCCUGGGUCCUAGAUGAGAUCUCAGACGACCACAAUGCACCCGUGAAAGGCAAACUACGGGGUCAUAUAGCCAAGCAGAACCCUCAGUCAAAGGCAAUGAUUGAAUCGGUUACUGAAGCUGCGGAUGGCUUCUCAACAGGAGUUUCCCAGCUACAACAGGAUGUUAUGAUCCUGUUCACAGCAUCCUGCCACCAUUACGUGACACCGAAGUUCUACACCGAGACCAAACCGAGUACCGCCAAAGUUGUGCCCACCUGGAACUAUGCUGCAGCUCAAGUUUACGGAAAGGCCACCAUCUACUAUGAAUCGUCUUCCUCAGAGACAUCGAUCUACCUUUCGCAUCAAAUCCGUGACCUAAGCCAAAUGUGCGAGACCUCAAUCAUGGGUUAUUCCGGUGAAGAAGGGAAACCAACUGCCUGGAAAGUGGAGGAUGCUCCCGAACGGUAUAUUGAGAUCAUGAAGAAGAAUAUCAUUGGUAUUGAAGUAAGGAUUGAAAGAAUUGGAGGAAAAUUUAAGAUGAGUCAAGAGUUGGGCAAGGGAGACCGAGACGGUGUCAUGCAAGGCUUUAGUGGUCUUGGCUGUGAAAUCGGAAACAAUAUGGCAGCCCUGAUCAAGGAGCGUGGGGAGAUAAAAGAUGCAGUAAAGGCCAGAUAA
This is a messenger RNA of Penicillium odoratum, 786 nucleotides long. Its product is annotated as FMN-binding negative transcriptional regulator. The record is from RefSeq and is a predicted model, not a curated record. Bases 1 to 786 code for a protein of 261 amino acids. The transcript has a single exon. NCBI's taxonomy places the organism in Eukaryota, Fungi, Ascomycota, Eurotiomycetes, Eurotiales, Aspergillaceae.